AUGGCCGAGACUGCCGCAAGCUCAGUCCCUACCUUCAAGCUCGUGCUUGUCGGUGACGGUGGUACCGGAAAGACGACCUUCGUCAAGCGCCAUUUGACCGGAGAGUUCGAGAAGAAGUAUAUCGCGACGCUCGGAGUAGAGGUCCACCCCCUCGGCUUCACCACAAACCUCGGCCAGAUCCAGUUCGACGUCUGGGACACCGCUGGUCAGGAGAAGUUCGGUGGUCUCCGCGAUGGGUACUACAUCAACGGACAGUGCGGUAUCAUCAUGUUUGACGUCACCUCGCGUAUCACAUACAAGAACGUCCCCAACUGGCACCGUGACUUGGUCCGUGUCUGCGAGAACAUCCCCAUCGUCCUCACCGGUAACAAGGUAGACGUCAAGGAGCGCAAGGUCAAGGCAAAGUCCAUCACCUUCCACCGAAAGAAGAACCUCCAGUACUACGACAUCUCCGCCAAGUCCAACUACAACUUCGAGAAGCCCUUCCUCUGGCUCGCCCGGAAACUCGUCGGCAACCAGUCUCUCGACUUUGUCGCCGCCCCCGCUCUGGCGCCUCCCGAGGUCCAGGUCGACCAGGCCGUUCUCGACCAGUACCGACAGGAGAUGGAGAACGCCGCCCAGAUGCCUCUGCCCGAUGAGGACGACGCCGAUUUGUAG
This is a messenger RNA of Alternaria triticimaculans, 657 nucleotides long. RefSeq names its product GTP-binding nuclear protein gsp1/Ran (gene GSP1). Gene Ontology annotation, biological process: protein import into nucleus; ribosomal subunit export from nucleus. Lineage: Eukaryota; Fungi; Ascomycota; Dothideomycetes; Pleosporales; Pleosporaceae. Gene Ontology annotation, molecular function: GTP binding; GTPase activity. The coding region runs from base 1 to 657 and encodes 218 amino acids. Gene Ontology annotation, cellular component: cytoplasm; nucleus. The record is from RefSeq and is a predicted model, not a curated record. The transcript is spliced from 4 exons.